This is a messenger RNA of Staurois parvus, 393 nucleotides long. Lineage: Eukaryota; Metazoa; Chordata; Amphibia; Anura; Ranidae. The record is from the annotation of a GenBank genome assembly.
AUGGGCCCCUGUACCGCCUCCUCAUGCUGCUGCCAGGCCCCUAAUCUGCCAUGGGCCCCUGUACCGCCUCCUCAUGCUGCUGCCAGGCCCGUAAUCUGCCAUGGGCCCCUGUACCGCCUCCUCAUGCUGCUGCCAGGUCCACAGCUCGUAAUCUGUCAUGAGCCCCUGUACCGCCUCCCUCAUGCUGCUGCCAGGUCCAGAGUGUGUCAUGGGCCCCCGUACCGACUCCUCAUGCUGCUGCCAGGCCCGUAAUCUGUCAUGGGCCCCUGUACCCCUAUCCUCAUGCUGCUGCCAGGUCCAGAGUGUGUCAUGGGUCCCUGUACGGCCUCCCAUUGCUGCUGCCAGGCCCGUAAUCUGCCAUGGGCCCCGUACCAACUCCUCAUGCUGCUGCCA